Messenger RNA from Gavia stellata (red-throated loon), 2317 nucleotides. RefSeq names its product actin binding LIM protein family member 2 (gene ABLIM2). Gene Ontology annotation, cellular component: actin cytoskeleton. The coding region runs from base 1 to 2037 and encodes 678 amino acids. Gene Ontology annotation, biological process: cytoskeleton organization; lamellipodium assembly. The transcript has 22 exons. Lineage: Eukaryota; Metazoa; Chordata; Aves; Gaviiformes; Gaviidae. The record is from RefSeq and is a predicted model, not a curated record. Gene Ontology annotation, molecular function: actin filament binding.
AUGCCGGAAGAUACAGUUUCACAACCACAGGCUGUACAUAGCCAACUGGAGAAGCCAUCAAGUACUGCAAUUCUCUGCAAUAACUGUGGAAACCCAUGCAAGGGAGAAGUUUUGAGAGUUCAGAACAAGUAUUUCCAUAUUAAGUGCUUUGUUUGCAAAGCUUGUGGAUGUGACCUGGCUCAAGGAGGAUUUUUUGUGAGACAGGGAGACUACAUCUGUACUUUGGACUACCAGAGACUCUAUGGCACACGGUGCUUCAGUUGUGAUGAAUUCAUUGAGGGAGAAGUGGUCUCAGCACUGGGCAAAACCUAUCACCCAGACUGUUUUGUGUGUGCUGUCUGCAGGCUGCCUUUUCCCGCAGGCGACAGGGUAACUUUCAAUGGGAAGGAGUGCAUCUGCCAGAAAUGUUCCCUGCCCCCUUCCAGUAGCACUGGCUCUUUCCCCGUACAGAACCUGCGAAAUUGUGGGGGCUGUGGUUCAGAAAUAAAAAACGGGCAGUCAUUGGUUGCCUUGGACAAACACUGGCAUCUGGGCUGUUUUAAGUGCAAUACAUGUGGCAAGCUGCUGAAUGCAGAGUACAUCAGCAAGGAUGGUGUUCCAUACUGCGAAACGGACUAUCAUGCAAAGUUUGGUAUCAGAUGUGACAAUUGUGAAAAGUAUAUCACAGGAAGAGUGCUUGAGGCAGGAGAAAAACAUUAUCACCCAACGUGCGCACGAUGUGUCAGGUGCAGUCAGAUGUUUGCAGAAGGAGAAGAAAUGUAUCUUCAAGGUACAUCGAUUUGGCAUCCAGUUUGUAGACAGGCUGCAAAGGCUGAAGAAAAAAACAAGGAAACGAGGACUUCAUCUGAGAGUAUUAUUUCUGUACCUGCUUCAAGUACAUCAGGUUCCCCAAGCCGUGUCAUCUAUGCAAAGCUUGGAGAUGAAAUUCUUGACUACAGGGAUUUGGCUGCUCUUCCUAAAAAUAAAGCCAUCUAUAACAUUGACCGCCCAGAUAUGAUCUCCUAUUCUCCAUAUAUCAGUUACUCUUCAGAUGACAGGCAUAGUUACGGGGAGUCACCUCAGUUGCUCUCUCCAACACCUACUGAGGGUGACCAAGAUGACAGAUCUUUCAAGCAGUACAGGACAUCAAGUCCUAGUUCUGCUGGCUCGCUGGGCUAUGGUCGCUACACUCCAACCUCCCAUUCUCCUCAGCAUUACAGCAGACCAGCUGGUACUCAGAGUCUUGGUACCAGUAGCUGCAUCUCCCUGCCCCAACACCCAAGCCCUACAUCUACAUUCAGACAUCAUUACAUCCCUUUCUUCAAAGGCAGUGAAAGUGGUCGGAGCACUCCAAGCUUAUCCAUGUACUCAGACAGCAAAUCUUCACCUUCUGUCUAUCAGCAGGCUCCUAGGCAUUUCCAUAUUCCAGACACUGGCGUAAAAGAUAACAUCUAUAGGAAACCUCCUAUCUACAAACAGCAUGCAGCAAGAAGAUCAGAAGGGGAGGAUGGAAGCUUGGAUCAGGACAGUAAGAAGCUAAAGACUAGUUGGCUUUUUCUGAAAGGGGAUAUGGACACCAGAACUAAUUCCCCAGAUUCAGACACGCGUUCCCUGUCUCUUACUGCUGGAACCGACAGAGAAAACUUCCCGAGGGCACAGGAGGGCACAACGGCCGGCUAUUCCCGAUUUCCAUAUUCUAAAUCUGCUUCUCUACCUGGCUAUGGAAAGAAUGGCUUACAUCAGCCUGAAAAUAUGGGCCAAUAUGAAACGGACCAGGAGGCGAGCUGGGGGAUGAAAGAAUACAAGGUAAGAAGGGCUUUUCCACCACUGGAAGAACAAUCAGAUUCAGCACUUCCUAGCAAGAUUUAUCCUUACGAAACACUUAUUGUAACAAACCGAGUUCGUGUGAAAUUGCCUAAGGAUGUGGACAGGACCAGGCUGGAGAGGCAUUUGUCCCCUGAAGAGUUCCAGGAAGUCUUCAAAAUGAGCAUUGAGGAAUUUGAUCGUCUGGCACUUUGGAAGCGGAAUGACCUGAAGAAAAAGGCCCUGCUUUUCUAGCCCCUCCCGGAUAAAAUAUGUGCUUAAUCAAAACAAAUAUAGUCUUGCCAGAAGUAUCACAUGCACUUGCUGUUGAACCAUUGUCCAGCUUCAUUGUGUUAGUAUGUGUCGGGGGAAACAGGACAGAUUAGAUGGCAACGUGUUGGAACACAGAGAAUUUGCUAAUCUUGCAUGACCAGAUGGUUUUGUCAGUAACUCCUGGUCCUACCCAGUUUACAAUGUGCAAAAAAUCUAGCUUUAAAUUUAUUGUUGCUUGCAGUUAUUGCUUGAUGCAAAUGGA